Aspergillus ruber CBS 135680 is the source of this 772-nucleotide messenger RNA. RefSeq lists its product as uncharacterized. The record is from RefSeq and is a predicted model, not a curated record. The transcript is spliced from 2 exons. Lineage: Eukaryota; Fungi; Ascomycota; Eurotiomycetes; Eurotiales; Aspergillaceae. Bases 220 to 495 code for a protein of 91 amino acids.
UUGGCUUGCUUUUCCUGUGUUUUUGGAUCCUUUCCUUUUGUUUGGUUGUGUGAAAUUCCAAGCUUGAAAUAGAUGAAGUAUGCAUUUAUGUUCAAUGUUACUACCCCUAAUUAACGUAUUUCCCAACAGCGCGGCACAUCAAAAUCAGUACCCAAGAAAAACACGUCUUUUUCACGCGUCAAUCGACUGAUAUGGGCCUCCUGGCACCUAUAAACCACCAUGGAGGCACUGAGAUCCCAUGGUGGUGGUGUAUCGCACGCGUCACCCCCCGGAGUGGGCAAUGUGGCCUCCCAGUUCGCGGAAACACAAGACACGCCAGUCACCCCAACGCCAACCUGUUGGCAAUCUGGGAACGUGAUGCAGCCCGUAAUUAAUGAUGGCAGCACAGAGAGUAUGAACAUGGAUGAAAAUGAGGGCCAUGAGCGCUGGCAACCCAAGGGCUCCAGCAGGGCCCGCAGCCGGGCCAGCGAGGCUAGAAGCGGAAUCAGGCAAUGAAAGUCUCUACAAAAGUCAUUGAUGGGCAGGCCAAAGCAUCAAACUUUCCUGCUGGACGUGAGCAAGCAAGCUCAGGCGUUGGUGGAGGCCUUGAAAGCAGCCCAGACACAGCAACAAGAAAUAUAUCAGAUGGUCCAGGAACAGGUACAGGCACACCUGGCGGAAGAGCUAUCCAACUGGAGAGCAGAACAACAGAUUCAUGAAGAAAUCUAUCUUGAGCGGAUUACAAAGAUGGAAUCGCUACAGACAAUACUGCCGGAAAGGACUGGGUUUCUAU